Messenger RNA from Leptosia nina, 2460 nucleotides. NCBI's taxonomy places the organism in Eukaryota, Metazoa, Arthropoda, Insecta, Lepidoptera, Pieridae. The record is from the annotation of a GenBank genome assembly.
AUGAGUGGUUCCGAUAGUGAUGAUGAAAAUAUCGUCCAGUAUGGCACUCCGCUCGAGCCAUACGAAGAAGAUGAAGUACCAUCGAAAAGGAAGUUCCAGCAACCACCCGACCAAUACGCAGUUGAUGCCCAUGGGCGGCGGCGAUUCCAUGGCGCUUUUACCGGUGGCUUUUCGGCGGGAUUUGGUAACACAGUUGGUACACCAGAAGGGUGGACCCCAGCGACUUUUAAGAGUUCCCGAUCGGAGAAAGCGCAGACAGCAAGCCAAAGACCUGAAGACUUUAUGGAUGAGGAAGACAGAAGUGAGUUUGGUAUAGCUCCAAAGCAAAUGCAGACAGUUAGAGAGUUUUCUGGUCAGAAACGAUCUAGACCUAAUCGGUAUCACGAAGGACCUAUACCUGGUGAACCAGUAUUAGAACAAUUGUUAAGACCUGUACAUGAAUCUGCAGCUGUUCGCAUGUUACAAGCAAUGGGGUGGAGGGAAGGCCAAGGAACAGAGUUUCGAGAGGCAAAACAAGAUUCUGAAGAGAGUUCGGAAUCGGAAUUCGAAUAUGAAACUCUAUUCGCGCCAGAAGAUUAUGAACCAUAUAUACUUCAGCGGAAGAAUGAUAAGUUUGGCCUUGGAUAUAGUGGGUUGAGCAGGCAUUCAGUUUUGGGCAAUUUGGUGGGUGAAUAUGGCAGUAGUGAUAAUAGAAGCCAUUUAGUUAUGAAGGAUAAGGGAAAGAAGGUAUCAAUUCGCGGUCAAGCAUUCGGCGUUGGUGCUUUUGAAGCUGAUGAUGAAGACAUAUAUGCCACAGAGGAUAUGUCGCACUACGACUUUGCCUUGGGAGCUCCGAGCAAACAAGUGGAGAGGAAAAGUGUUAAGCGCGAUAAAAAUGUACUAGAAGGCUUUAUGAAAUCAACGAAGCCAUUACAGCCUGUACCGUCGUACCCACCGCCGACGUUACCAAGGGACUAUAAACCUAAACCGGCUGGAAGCAGGCGCACGAGAUUCGAACCCACUGACAAGCCGCAGAGAGAUCAGGGUUUGGGUCGUCACGACUUAACUGCAGACGCGCGUGGCGCACUUUUAGGUGAAGUGCCGAUACCAAAAGCCUCUACAGAAAACAUUCCACAACCGGGCACACGAACACCAACACAAAACGCCAUAGAAAAACUGUUCGGCAAAAACGUAAAUUUUGUCUCAGAAAAAACGGAAAGCGAAGAUUUUAUUUCAAUAAAAGAUACGGGGGGAGAGCUUAAGACAUUCAGGCCGUUUGUUAGUAAUCCUUCGAAGCAGGCCAGGUACGAACGGUACCUAGAAUCAAAAACGACAGACAGCGACAGCGCUAAGGACAAACUCAGUAAAUGGGAGAGGGAAAGAGAGAUGCUGGAGUUCGAACAGGCGGCUAAGUUGUAUCGACCGCUCACUGGUGUUAUCGGCGAUAGAUUCACUCACGCCUCCCAACCAGACGACGCUUUGAAUCCCUUAUGUGCUGUUGCGAAAAGUUCUAUUAACUACGGUUUAGCCAGUGAGGAGAUGAUCGAGGCGGCAAAAAAGGGGGCCUUCGGUGUGAUGACAAGAAAGAAGGUCGAUUGGCAACCAGAACCUCUUGUAUGCAAACGUUUUAAUGUUCCCGAACUUGGGGGUAGCAGACAAGAACAAAACAAGGAAGUUAAACCAAAAGUAUCAUAUUCAAUCUUCUCGUACAUGGAAUCAUCUGUGCACGAUAAAGAAAGUUUCACAAAAGAACAAAGCAAGUUUAGUGGCUCCAAAUCCUUGAGUGAAGAAGUAAGAGUGCAGACUCCGAAAAACCAAGAUAAGACCCCUGCAGCAGCAAGUGUAAAUAAAAGAAUGACCGUGGCUGAACUAUUUCUAAAAGAAUCUGAGAACACAGAGGAGAAAGGCCAAGAAGUGACAGAGACUAUUGAGAAAUUUGAUAGAAUGGACCUCUAUAAGGCAAUAUUCUUAAGUGACAGUGAAGACGAAACCAAGGAAACAGAUAUAUUCAAUGAAAUGCCAAAAAACGUAGAGAGAAAUGAUUCCCCACCUCGUGGAAUAUUCGCCAAUAUAAAUUUCGAUGAAAUUAACUCUUGGAAAAGAUCACAGAGUGAUAAAAACAGCAGUGAUCCUAAACAGAACACUAAUAACACAGAUAAGACAUUAAGUUCUACAGAUAAAAAUAAUAUAGAUGCCAAACAAAAUACUACAGACACAGCGAAUAAGGUUGACAGAAAUGCAACGCCUGAAGAAUUAAACGUUUAUGGGCCAAAAAUUCCAGACAAUUUUCAGUUGAAUAUAGAGUUUAAUACAAAUGAAAUUUUCAAACCAAAAUUCAGAAGAAAAGAAGAUAGAAAGGACUCAUCAAGUUCAGAUUCCUGGGUCGACGCGAAAGAGGUGAAAUCAAAGAAACACAAGAAGAAAAAUAAGAAACACAAAUCCAAACAAAAGAAGUCUAAACACAAGAAAAAAGAUAAAUAG